CGUAGCUGUCUACGACGAUAAAUACCCUACUGGCUCUACUCUGCUCUGCCCUCCUUUGCUCCUUCCUUUGACCUGUGCCCCUUCUUACAACACACUAAUGUUAACAUAAUACUAACACCGACGACCCUGGAAGAAGAUCCUGGAAGACCCUGAUUCCACGCUGUCACCACCGCCACCACCGCCAGCCUAGUCGAAACCAAGGACAAGGAAGGGACAAGCAAGCACAAGCACCUUUUCUCCUUCCUCUCUACUUGACUCCUCCUCUUCAACUUCCUCACAAUUCUACAGACACAGGUAUCCAUACAGAAGACAGGUUCGGGCUCGGAAAAUUCACUCAGUUCCUCACAGCCGCUCUCCCCCACUCUCCAACACACCGACGCCCCCAAUACUCUUGACACUGUUCUCGAGGCGCCGUGCAGCAUAUCAAGAUGGAUAGACUCUACCAAAUCAACCCCUUCGCCAAGCGCGAGACCCAUGAGGCCCAGACGAUUUUCUGGUAUAAGAUCUUUACCACCUUGUCAUGGCUCCUCGCCGUCGUCUCCAGCGUCUACUACACCUUCCACGCGCCGCACGAUGAUGUUACCAAGCAGCGAACGAUCUGGGGCCAGAACAGACACCACGCCACCGCCUUUGCCCUCAACUCGUCCAUUGCAUCCAUCUACUGGAUCGUGCUCUUCGUCCUUCAAGGUGGUUACAUCUGGCACCUGUUCUCCCCCAACGCCGACCAUGUCCAGGCCGCAGCCGCAGUGGGCAGCCACUUCAUUUUCAACAACCUCCUCCACUUCGCCUUCGUCAUGCUCUUCGUUCGAUCCCACUUCGUCUGGGCUGAGCUGAUCCUCAUCAUCAACUUCUUCAACCUAUCGUCGCUCUACUUCCGCCACCCUACCUCGCCUCGCUUUGUCCACCUCCCAGCCGUCUCAGGACCCCUGGCUUGGGCAUUCGUUGCUUUGUACUGGAACGGAGCUAUUGCUUUCAACGCGGAGGGUCUGAUCGGACGCAUCCUUGCCAACGUCGCUAUCUGGGGUAUCCUUGUCUACGGACUCUUCUUCCUCGUCGCCUUCAAGGACUACACCAUGGGCUUCUCCCUCAGUGUCCUCAGCGCCUCCCUCGGUGUCGGCCAAUUCCUCCGCCAAGCCAUCGCCUUCCAGUGGAUCUUCGCCUUCACCAUCAUGGCCACCCUCUUCGUCGCCACCUUCGUCGUCACCUUCCCCAAGAUCUUCGGCGGCCGCUUCACCAGAGGCGAGGCUGUCGUUGCCGAGGACCAGGAGAGAGCUCCUCUCUUGGAGGACAACUAAACGACUCUGUCUGGAGGACGGAUAAUCCCCGUGUGUCAAUGCCACAAGGCUGCGGAGAGGAUUUAUGGAUUUGUGGUCUAUAUGGUCAGUUACGAGUGCUACGCUUUUGAUGUUUUAUUGUUGGGAUUAGAUCACAUACGCGCUCAUUUUUUGGAUGAACUUAAUAUUCCGCUCUUGCGAUGGAUGGAUGGAUGGAUGACUGCUCGUUCUUAGUUUCCGUUGGAUUUUAGUUUGGAAUUUGUCUAGGAGUUUUUUAAGGACGUCGUAAGGAUUUAUUCGAGCAGAUUGACCCAGAAUACAAAUUGAGCAAUAUGGAACUUACGUAUCUUUAAUCUCUGUUCUAGCUUAAUUUAAAUAAAUAUAAAUAUGUUUUGUCUCGUUUUA
Molecule: messenger RNA, 1679 nt
Organism: Pseudogymnoascus destructans
Lineage: Eukaryota; Fungi; Ascomycota; Leotiomycetes; Thelebolales; Thelebolaceae
Exons: 5
Coding region: 429-1295 (288 amino acids)
Source: RefSeq, a predicted model, not a curated record